Messenger RNA from Chironomus riparius, 3960 nucleotides. The record is from the annotation of a GenBank genome assembly. Lineage: Eukaryota; Metazoa; Arthropoda; Insecta; Diptera; Chironomidae.
GUCAAAAAUUUGAAAAGUUUCGCGCGCUUUUGAAACUAAGUUAUGAAACAACAAUCUAUCUAGAAAAUUCACUGGAAAAACUUUAAAAUAUUAAUUACAGCAGGAAAUAGUGAUCAGACAUACUUAAGAAUUAACUCAAACGAUGUCAGAAGGCGAGGAAUCGAUCGAUCAGAUGGAUACUAACGAUACGAAUGAAAAUUCGAAUGAAUCUUCGGCUCAAAGCAGCUCUAAUAAAGAAACAGAUGUGGAUACAAAUCGUAGUAAAAGAUUUGACUUCUUAUUGAAGCAAACUGAGAUAUUCUCACAUUUUAUGCCUGGUUCUGGGAAAUUAACGCCAGAAAAGAAGAAAACAGGACGAAAGAAGGAAGAUACUAAGAAGAAAGAGCCGACAACGCCAACAACUCCAACCACUCCAAUAGAUCCAGCAGAUCACAGACACCGAAAAACAGAACAAGAAGAAGAUGAAGAACUUUUAGCUGAGACGAAUAAAGCAAAAGCAAUUUUUCGAUUUGAAGCUUCACCGCAUUAUAUUAAAGGCGAGAUGCGUGAUUACCAAGUUCGUGGUCUCAACUGGAUGAUUUCACUGUAUGAAAACGGAAUCAAUGGAAUAUUGGCUGAUGAAAUGGGUUUGGGAAAAACACUUCAGACAAUUUCUUUGCUAGGAUAUUUGAAGCAUUUCAAGCAUUUUGGAGGUCCACAUAUUGUCAUUGUACCAAAAUCAACUUUACAGAAUUGGGUAAACGAAUUUAAUAGGUGGUGUCCAUCAUUGACAGCAGUUUGUUUAAUUGGUGACCAAGAAACUCGUAAUACAUUCAUUCGAGAAGUUAUGAUGCCGGGUGAAUGGGAUGUUUGUGUUACUUCCUAUGAAAUGUGUAUUCGUGAAAAGUCUGUUUUUAAGAAAUUCAAUUGGAAAUAUCUUGUAAUUGAUGAAGCACAUCGUAUUAAGAAUGAAAAAUCCAAAUUGUCAGAAAUCUUGCGUGAAUUUAAAACACAAAAUCGUCUCCUUCUUACUGGAACUCCACUUCAAAACAACUUGCACGAAUUGUGGGCUUUAUUGAAUUUCUUGCUACCUGACGUUUUCAACAAUGCUGAUGAUUUUGACUCUUGGUUCAAUACUAAUCAAUGUUUGGGAAAUAAUCAGAUGAUUGAACGUUUACAUGCCGUUUUGAAACCUUUCUUGCUUCGUCGUUUAAAGUCUGAGGUUGAAAAGAGAUUAUUGCCAAAAAAGGAAACAAAAGUUUACGUCGGUCUAUCAAAAAUGCAGCGUGAAUGGUACACAAAAAUUCUAUUAAAAGAUAUCGAUAUUGUUAAUGGCGCUGGAAAAGUCGAAAAAAUGAGAUUACAAAACAUUCUUAUGCAGCUUCGAAAAUGCACAAAUCAUCCAUAUUUGUUUGAUGGUGCAGAACCAGGUCCGCCAUACACUACAGAUCAACAUAUAGUUGAUAAUAGUGGCAAAAUGAUGUUACUUGAUAAAUUAUUACCUCGUUUACAAGAACAAGGCUCAAGAGUUUUAAUCUUUUCUCAAAUGACACGUAUUUUGGACAUUUUGGAAGAUUAUUGUUGCUGGCGCGCAUAUAAAUACUGUCGUUUGGAUGGACAGACACCUCAUGAAGAUCGUUCUAAUAUGAUUGCUGACUUUAAUUCUGAAAAUUCACAAAAAUUUGUUUUCAUGUUGUCCACAAGAGCUGGUGGUUUGGGUAUUAAUUUGGCAACAGCUGAUGUUGUUAUAUUAUAUGACAGCGAUUGGAAUCCUCAAAUGGAUUUACAAGCUAUGGAUCGUGCGCAUCGUAUUGGACAGAAAAAACAAGUACGAGUAUUCCGCUUUGUAACUGAAAAUACAGUCGAUGAAAAGAUUGUUGAACGUGCUGAUGUCAAAUUGCGACUUGAUAAAUUAGUUAUUCAACAGGGACGAUUAAUGGAUAACAAAUCAGCUCAACUAAAUAAGGAUGAAAUGUUAAAUAUCAUUCGUUUUGGCGCUAAUCAUGUGUUUCAAUCUAAAGAUUCAGAAAUUACAGACGAAGAUAUUGACAGUAUUUUAGAAAGAGGUGAAACUCGAACAACACAGGAUCAAAAGAAAUUAGAUGAUCUUGGAGAAAGUUCUUUAAGACAAUUUACACUCGAUACAGAACCGACAACAUCAUUGUAUGAAUUUGAAGGCGAAGAUUAUCGUGAAAAACAAAAAUUACAGACAUUAGGAAGUUGGAUUGAACCACCGAAGAGAGAAAGAAAGGCAAAUUAUGCUGUUGAUGCAUAUUUUAAGGAAGCACUUCGAGUUGCUGAACCAAAAGCACCUAAAGCUCCACGACCAGCUAAACAGCCAAUUGUACAAGAUUUCCAAUUUUUCCCACCCAGACUUUUUGAGCUUUUAGAUCAGGAAAUUUAUUGGCAUCGAAAAUCAAUCAAUUGGAAAGCACCCAAAAAUCCAGAUUUAGGAUCAGAAGCAAAUAAAGCACAGCGUGAAGAACAACGAAAAAUUGAUGAGGCUGAACCAUUGUCUGAUGACGAAAUUGGUGAAAAGGAAUCACUUUUGACACAAGGCUUUACAACUUGGAGCAAACGAGACUUUAAUCAAUUUAUUAAAGCAAAUGAAAAGUAUGGUCGCGAUGACAUUGAAAGUAUUGCAAAGGAAGUUGAAGGAAAGACACCAGAAGAAGUUAUGGAAUAUAGUUCUGUGUUUUGGGAAAGAUGUCACGAAUUACAAGACAUUGAACGAAUCAUGGCACAAAUCGAAAGAGGUGAAGCUAAAAUUCAAAGACGUGCAUCGAUCAAAAAGGCAUUAGAUGGUAAAAUGGCUCGAUAUCGUGCUCCAUUCCACCAAUUGCGUAUUUCUUAUGGAAACAACAAAGGGAAGAACUACAUCGAAGAAGAGGAUAGAUUCCUCAUUUGUAUGCUUCACAAGCUUGGUUUUGACAAGGAAAACGUUUAUGAGGAAUUACGAUCUGCAAUUCGUUCAUCGCCACAGUUUAGAUUCGAUUGGUUCCUAAAAUCAAGGACAGCAUUGGAACUGCAAAGACGAUGCAACACGUUAAUAACUUUAAUUGAGCGUGAAAAUCAGGAAAUUGAAGAGAAGGAGAAACUUGACAAGAAGAAAAAGACUAAUAAUGUAGGACAAGCUAAAGCGGGACAAAAAAGAAAGAAUGACGGUGCGGCGAGUCAAGCAACAGGAUCAACCAAAAAGAAGCGUCGAGUUUAAGAUUUUAUGAACAACAAAAAAAUUCCAGUAAUUCAACAUUCUCAGUUUUCUUUUGUAUAAGUGUCUAAUAAUGAGUGUUUCUCGUAUUUAACUUAGUGCUGCAACAAACUGAUCAACAGAUGUAAAUGUCUGAUGAUAAUUUUAACAUAAUUUAAUUUUUAUUUGCAAAUAGAUCUACUACAAUUUAUUUUUAAUGUCCCACUCAAAGCUUAUUCGCCUAGUAAAGUUACAAUUUUUUACGAUUUUGUUUGGUUGAUAAGCGAUUACAAACUAUUUUCUAAUAAUUAUUAAAUUUAAUUAAUUGAAUAAAUCGGAUAUAAUUUAAGCGAGACAAUCUAUGGCUUUAUUUAACAGCCUUUAUUUGCAGUUUAAAUCUUUAUAAUGGGUCUUGAUGAUGGAAGUUCAAAAUCAACAUUACCUGAUCUCUUCUUUAUAAACAAACCAAUGACUAAAGCUAUGAUUGCAACAAGUAAGAUUCCAACUCCUCCAACUAUCCACCAAGUAUAUUCGAAAUUGUCUUUCUGUUCCUUGUUGUUCUUUUGGGCAUCCUUAUUAUCUUGCCGAGUCUUAGCACUUUCUAGAUCUUGAAUGAAGUGAGAUAUAUCCUUGACACAAUAACUAUUGUUGUCAGCCUUGAUGAAAUGAAGAUUUUCAGGACAUUUAUUAUCGCAUUCAAAGUGUUUUGGUUCGAAAUAUUCUAUUGCUUCUUCAUUAUGAUCAUGUGGAUCAUGAACUAAUAAGAAUGGAUAUUUUCGCUUGUCUGGAUC